AUGUCGUUCAAGAGUGCUUUCAGUAAGCUGAAAAGGAUCCCUGAAGCUCAGGACAAAUUUAAUAUAUUUACAAGCAUAAAUUUGAAAGCUGAGGACCAGUUGAGGAAUUCCUAUGCAAAUGGCAUAUUAAGUAAAACGUUAGUUGGUGUUAAGGAUAAUAUAAUUACAAAAGAAUUACCAACAACAUGCUCCUCUAAAAUCUUAGAAGGUUACAAAUCACCUUUUGAUGCUACAGUGGUGGAGCUUUUAAACAAUGCUGGUGCAACAAUCGCUGGAAAGACUAAUAUGGAUGAAUUUGGUAUGGGUUCUGGGGGAAUCCAUUCAUAUUUUGGCCCUACUUAUAACCCGAUUUUUGAUGAUGAGAAGAUUAUAUGUGGUGGUUCAUCUUCCGGCUCUGGAGCAGCGGUUGCUGCAGACGUAGUUGAUUUUGCAUUAGGUACAGAUACUGGCGGUUCUGUGAGACUUCCAGCAGCUUAUACAUCUUGUAUAGGAUUCAAGCCAUCAUAUGGCAGAAUAUCUCGAUUCGGGGUCAUUUCGUAUGCACAGAGUUUAGAUACAGUUGGGAUUAUGGCGAAAGAUAUCGGACUGGUUAAAAAGGUUUAUUCUGUUUUGGAUAAGCACGAUCCUAAAGAUCCGACGUCACUAAGCGAUGAGCUCAGACUGAAAGCCGCAAGUUAUCACUCUCAAAAAAAGGUGCUCAAGAUUGGUAUACCAGUAGAGUUACUGCAGCCAGGGAUGAAUGAGGCGAUGAAAAAUGCUCUAAAUAAAGUUGUUGAGAAGUUGCUGGCUAAAGGACAUGAGUUGUAUCCGGUUUCUAUUCCAGCGGUUAAGAAUUGCUUACCAAUUUACUAUACCUUGGCUCCAGCAGAAGCUGCUUCAAACCUUUCUCGAUACGACGGUGUUAGAUAUGGCUAUAGAGAUGCUGAGAGUGACGCAAAAGAUGAUGUCUUGUUUGCUCCAACAAGAGCAAACUUUGGGAGAGAAGUUCGGGAUAGACUGCUUUUGGGUAACUACAAUUUAUGUUCUGAUGGGUUUCAAAACAACUUUUUGAAGGCUCAAAGGUUAAGGGUUGCAUUAAUAGAUGAAUUUGAUGGGAUAUUCUCAUUCCCGAAUGUCCUAACUGGUAAUAAACCAAACCAGGAAGGUAUUGAUCUGCUGCUUUCUUCGACCAGCAUGAACCUCCCCGCCACUGUUGAAUCUUACACCAAGAAGGACACAAAUACCCCUAUAAGUUCUUAUAUUAAUGAUAUCUUUACUCUGCCUAUGUCACUUGCUGGCUUACCAUGUAUCUCUAUUCCCGUUAAUGAUUUAAAAGGUGUAGGUAUACAACUAACGGCACAAUAUGCCAAUGAUAGAUGUGUGCUUGAUACAGCGGAGCAUAUUCUGUUGUGA
Molecule: messenger RNA, 1392 nt
Organism: Eremothecium sinecaudum
Lineage: Eukaryota; Fungi; Ascomycota; Saccharomycetes; Saccharomycetales; Saccharomycetaceae
Gene: HER2
Product: glutamyl-tRNA(Gln) amidotransferase subunit HER2
Exons: 1
Coding region: 1-1392 (463 amino acids)
Biological process (GO): mitochondrial translation; glutaminyl-tRNAGln biosynthesis via transamidation
Cellular component (GO): mitochondrion; glutamyl-tRNA(Gln) amidotransferase complex
Molecular function (GO): glutaminyl-tRNA synthase (glutamine-hydrolyzing) activity
Source: RefSeq, a predicted model, not a curated record